AUCACCCUCGCUGUCUGCUUUGUCCUAAUGUUCGGAAACUCCAUGCUGCUCACGUCCUUCUACGCCUCCUCGCUCGUCUCCAUCUGGGCAAUCAUCGCAUUGAGGGAUCGAUUUGUUCAACUCUUCAGACCUGGCAUCGUCAUGUGGGUCAUGCAGGGCUUCGCUUGGGUCGGCUCCACAGUUCUGCUCAAAUUCCUGCUGUCCACGGUCCUCUGCGCCUCAGAUGAUGCGCACAUCAGUGGACUGAUAAAGUCUAAGUUCACGAGCUACAAAGACUUCCACACUCUGAUGUACACGUGUGCUGCAGAGUUUGACUUCCUGGAGUUAGAGGCCCCUUUAAAAUAUAACAAGGGUUUCUGCCUAAGUGUAACCCUCACCCUGGCCUAA
Notothenia coriiceps (black rockcod) is the source of this 387-nucleotide messenger RNA. RefSeq names its product probable C-mannosyltransferase DPY19L1. The transcript is spliced from 6 exons. The coding region runs from base 28 to 387 and encodes 119 amino acids. Gene Ontology annotation, molecular function: mannosyltransferase activity. The record is from RefSeq and is a predicted model, not a curated record. Lineage: Eukaryota; Metazoa; Chordata; Actinopteri; Perciformes; Nototheniidae. Gene Ontology annotation, cellular component: nuclear inner membrane.